AAGACUCCAGUCUCCAAUUUCUGCGCCAAUUUCUGCCUAUUCAAUCAACAAACGCGAGUCCAAUGAUCUUGAGGACCUUGAGGGUGUCAUCAGCCUGUCUCACCUGGGGAACAUGAUGUUUGGAACUCCGAGCAACAGUACCGGCAGCAGAGUCGCGGAAUGGAACCAGGAAGCUGGAGUCAAUCCAGAGGAACUUGGAGAAUACGCUGAAGGCGAUAUUCUUAUUCCUAGGACAGCUUCUGGAAGAAGUGGACUGGCAAACAGCGCCGCCAGGUGGCCAGAUGCGACAGUUCCCUACAUGAUCAGCCCUUGGUUCAAGCCGGAGCAGUUGGAAACUAUCAUGGAGGCAAUGGAUGACUUCCGAAAGUACACUUGUAUGCAAUUUGUGCCCUACAAUGGCGAAACGGAUGAUUAUAUAAGAAUCACUGCUGGAAAUACCGGCUGUUGGUCCAGUGUAGGUCGUCUUGGAGGCCGUCAGGAUGUUAAUCUUCAGGUUCCAGGGUGUGUAGUGAAAAAAGGGACUGUUAUUCAUGAACUGAUGCAUGCUAUUGGGUUUAUUCACGAGCAGAGUCGCUAUGAUCGCGAUGAAUUUGUCGAAAUUCAGUGGCACAAUAUAAAACCAGCGAGCACAGUUAAUUUUCUGAAAGUGGGAAAAGAUACUACCGAUCACUUCGGAGUUAAGUACGACUACGGCAGUGUGAUGCAUUAUUCCAAGAAUGCUUUCUCCGCUAAUGGACAAGCGACAAUUAUUCUUAAAGAAACAAACGGUGGAUUCUUCGGAGCAUUCGACGGUUUAUUCGGUGAAACAAAGCCUUCGCUUGGUCAGCGAGAGGGCUUUAGUAAACAAGACAUCAGAAAAAUACGGAGAAUGUACAACUGCGACGGGCCAAGAAGGCGGAAUGCAAGAUCUCGCCCCCAGGUUAGUCUUUUCGAUUUCUUCUGGUAGUCAAAUGAGGGAUCCAACCAAA
Molecule: messenger RNA, 968 nt
Organism: Cotesia glomerata
Lineage: Eukaryota; Metazoa; Arthropoda; Insecta; Hymenoptera; Braconidae
Product: zinc metalloproteinase nas-13-like
Exons: 5
Coding region: 113-946 (277 amino acids)
Biological process (GO): proteolysis
Molecular function (GO): metalloendopeptidase activity; zinc ion binding
Source: RefSeq, a predicted model, not a curated record